GGACCUGCCACCACCAUAUUAACUUGUCAAUCCUGUGGGCGCUCGUGAAAUAUAUUUUGGAGAAACAAGUAACAGGGAGAGAGAGAGAGAGCUUGAUUCUAGGAGCUGCGAGAAAGUUAUAGAGGAGUUCAGCUGAGAGAGAGAGAGAGGCAACUAUGAUGGGAGAAGGCGGUAGGGGUGAUGGCGAGGUGGCUGCCAACCAUAGCGACAAGUUAACACCUGCGGAGCAACAGGUGAGUGCGGUCGAGCAGGUCCGAACCCACUUCGACUCCAUCGCACCUUGGCGCCCCAGAAAACCCAAUCGCAGUGAGCCAGAGUCGUUGACGCCGGCAGAGCAACAGAUGAGUGCGAUGCAGCAGGUCCGAACCCACUUUGAGUCCAUCGCACCGAGGCGCCCCAGAAAACCCAAUCGCAGUGAGCCGGACUCCUCUGACCAGGGAGAAGAAGAUGAAGAACAAUAUCUCUUUGUACCCGAACUCCAUAAGCUCCAGGCCCUUAAGUCCCUUUCUCAGCCUGUUUGCUUGGAGAAUUGGAGUUUGCUUGAGGAAUUUGUUAAGACAGGGUAUUACGAGGAGCUGAACUCCGUUGACAAGCAGCAUCACACGAUAGGGAAAGGAUUUAUAAGGGUGGAAGAAGACGGAAAUAGACGGGGCUUCUUCCAGUUGGGUGGAUCUACAACAGAGGCAUCGAGAGCAAUCAGAGUGAGAAGCAAUCCUGCAACUAACGACUGGAUUCCCAACCAUGACGAGGAAGAGAGGGUGCCAACAUCAACAAAACCCGGUCGGAGUGAGGGUUAAAUAAGAGAGAGAGGCUGCACCAACAUGUGGGUCACUGGGUCGUUAUCCAGGAGAGUUGCUGCAAGAAGAUAUGCACCAUUGUAGAUGUAAAGCUGAAGUUGCGGUAGGUAGCUAUCAUUUUCUCUUGUAAUAUGUGCCUGUGAGUGGUUAACAAAACCAAGAUCUCACUAGUAACAAUUGAGAAAGCCCUCUCUCUAAAUUCGUAAGCAUCUCUACUAUCUGAUGCAUAACAUGAACCAGGCACCCUCAACCCUGACAAAUCUAAUCGGAAAUAUGAUGAUCUUUUCUUCAAGGCAACUACAGUGGCCUUGAUACGCUCAAGAAAACUUUUGAGAAAGUUCUUUCCGGCUGGCUGGACUACCAAUUUUGGGGAAGAGUGAGUUUGUAUUGCAGCUAGGACUGGCCUGGACCGGCCUGAAGCCCGAAACUACCAUGGCCUGCCCAGUAAGACCCGGCCUGAAACUAUGCUCGAAAAGCCAAUAUGCUUAAAAGCCCAGCUUGGUCUGGUGAAUAUCUUUCUUGUGGCCGAGCCCGAAACAGCAGAUAUUAUGCCCAAAAACGGCCAGAAGUCCGAGGCCCAGCCGGGACUGUUGGCAGCCCUAGUUGCAGCUGGGACUUGAAACUUCUCUGGCAGGCACAGUAAGACUCGGCCUGAAAACUGUGUCCAAAGGACCCGGCUCCUCCGGUAAAUAGUGUCUUUGUUGUGGCACGGCUGGAAACAGGCCCAAAAAUGCCCUGGAAGCCCGGGCCCAGCCCGGACCUUUGGCAGCCCUAGUUACGGACCGGAAAGCCUUUCCCGGUUAAACACGCUCCCCCUGUUUUAGAUGUGAAAGUGCUUCCCAUUCUGUUAGAAAA
Messenger RNA from Amborella trichopoda, 1652 nucleotides. RefSeq lists its product as uncharacterized. NCBI's taxonomy places the organism in Eukaryota, Viridiplantae, Streptophyta, Magnoliopsida, Amborellales, Amborellaceae. The record is from RefSeq and is a predicted model, not a curated record.